AUGAAAAGAUCCCGCUCGCCAUCUCCCUCUGAACGCCAAUCAGCACCUUCAUUGCGGCCUCAGGAACCCACAAAUAUCUCAGUCCAGCACGACAUGGCUUGUCCACACCUCAGCGCCGCCUUUAUGGCAUUGGCGCCUCCUCGACCCUCGCAACAAGUUCACAAGGAAGAAUGCACGCUCUGCUUCGAUGAUCAAGAUGGGCCCAACGGCCUCGACGUUUGCCUGUUGUGCUUCAACGGAGCAUGCACCGGCAACACGGACCGCGAGCAUUCGCGACUACACUUCGAAAAGACGCAGCAUGCCCUUGUUCUCAACAUCCGUCGAACGCGACGUCCAGCUCCUCCAGCAGCGCAAGGCGAUGCCUCCUCGGUGCCCAAGAAGCUCGCAAUCGCUGCGGAAUCCGAUGCAGACAAGUACGACUAUCACACAGUACCCAGAUGUCUUGCAUGCGAUCCGAGCGGGCCAGGCCAGGAGCUGCCGAUCACGGACAAGCUCGAUGAGGUGAUCCGCGGCGUCAUGGCUGCCAUGUCUUCGGCUCAACAGAGCGAGGUCAAAGCUUGGGAGGAGGAAAUCGUCGCUUGCCAGCAUACGCGAGAGCUCGUUCAGCCAGGAGAGCCCGUCAAGCUCGAGCCUUCUGGUCUUGCCUCGUGCGGCAAGUGCGAUCUGACUUCCAACCUCUGGCUCUGCCUCACCUGCGGUCACCUCGGUUGCGGUCGAGCUCAGUUCGGUGGCGUUGGCGGCAACGGCCACGGUUUGACUCAUUUUGAAGAGACCGGUCAUCCUGUCUCUGUCAAGCAAGGUACCAUCACCGCGGAAGGCAGCGCCGACAUCUACUGUUACGCCUGCAACGACGCUCGCAUCGACCCCAGCUUGGCACAGCAUCUCGCUCACUUUGGCAUCAACGUGAUGGACCUUUCCAAGACCGAAAAGAGCAUGACAGAGCUGCAGAUCGAGCAGAACCUCAGAUUCGACUUCAACAUGACCGGCGAGGAUGGCAAGAUGCUCGAGCCUGUCUUUGGGCCGGGACUGACGGGGUUGCGCAACCUCGGCAACAGCUGCUACAUGGCCUCGGUGCUGCAAACUCUGUUUUCGUUGCCCGCUUUCAAGACGAGAUACGGUGAUGCUUAUCGUCCGCACACGCUUGCAUGCGCCAACCAACCUGCUACGUGCUUCGAGUGCCAGAUCACCAAGGUUGCCGAUGGUCUCUUGUCUGGUCGAUACUCGCAUCCUCGCGAACCCGAACAAGCUGGUGGUUCGGAAUGGAAGCCCGAAGCUGGAAGCGAGGAUGAGGUCAAGCAGCAGCAGCAACCACUGUUCCAAAAGGGGAUUCGUCCCAGCAUGUUCAAAGCUUUGGUCGGCAAGGGACACGAAGAGUUCUCUACGAUGCGACAGCAGGACGCCGACGAGUUUCUCAAGUACCUCAUCGGAAUCGUACAGAAGGAGAAUCGAAAAGUCGCAUCGUCCGAUUCUUCCUCGCCCACCGAAGACCCGACGACCGUAUUUGGCUUCGGGUUGGAGCAAAAGCUGGAGUGCAACACGUGCCACAAAGUUCGCUACAGCGUCGAGCGUCAAGAUGCCGGCCUCAGCCUGCCUGUCCCCAUCCGUCCCAAAUUGUCGCCAGAAAACGUUUCGGCGGGAAAGCAGCCUGCAGAGGGCGUUCACGCUGCCGACGCCUCCGCUUCAGCGCCGGCUACCGCGCCAGCCGCCAACAAUGGCGCAGCAGAAUACGAGCCGGUCAGCCUGGUCGAAUGCCUUGACAUCUUCACCGCACCCGAGGAGCUAGAGUACAACUGUCCCUCGUGUUGCAAGAAGGUCACCGCCACCAAAAGGACUCUGUUCACCACGUUCCCGCAAGUGCUUGCGCUGCAAGUGCGGAGAUUCCAGCUACUCAAUUGGGUGCCUCAGAAGGUGCCUGUUCCCGUCAUCGUUCCCAUCGAUACGCCGCUCGACCUCGACCGGUACCUUGGACGUGGUAAGCAGCCGCACGAGGAGGAGUUGCCCGAAGACGAAGCUGCUGCUGCUGCUGCUGCUGGAGGCGGUGGAUCGGCGAGUGCGGAGCCGGAGUGGGAUGCAGGGGUCAUGUCGCAGUUGACGAGCAUGGGAUUCCCGGAGAUUCGGUGCAAGAAGGCGUUGCUGGCGACGGGGAUGGGUGAUGCGGAGAGCGCGAUGAACUGGCUCUUCGCGCACAUGGAGGAUGCUGACAUUGACGAUCCUAUUGACUUUGGUGCUGCUAGCGGUGCGACGUCAGCUAGUGCAGCGGCCGGUGGUGGAGGAGCAGGACCUGACACCUCGAUGUUGGAGGAAAUGGGUUUCACCAAGGCUCAAGCUAGGAAAGCUCUACGACUCAACUCGAACAACCCGGAAGUGGCGGUAGCUUGGCUCUUCGAAAACCCGGAUGAUCCAGGCGAGGAUGGGACUGCUGCUGCAUCGCAAGCCGCGGUGCGCGAAGCGGGGGAGACGUCGGGAAGUUCAAGCGUGAUUCCGGGGAACAGCGAGUUGCCCGCUCGAUACACGUGCAAGAGCUUCGUCAGCCACAAGGGUCCGAGCGUGCAUAGUGGACACUACGUCGCUCACGUCAAGCAGGGCGAGGAGUGGAUCUUUUUCAACGACGAGAAGGUGGUCAAGGCUGAGCUGACGUCGAGGGGGAAGGAGGGGGAGGAUGUUGGGGUGGUGGGGUUGAGUGCCCAGGCGUAUGUGUACUUUUUCGAGAGGAGCUAG
Molecule: messenger RNA, 2718 nt
Organism: Pseudozyma hubeiensis SY62
Lineage: Eukaryota; Fungi; Basidiomycota; Ustilaginomycetes; Ustilaginales; Ustilaginaceae
Exons: 1
Coding region: 1-2718 (905 amino acids)
Biological process (GO): protein deubiquitination
Cellular component (GO): nucleus; cytosol
Molecular function (GO): cysteine-type endopeptidase activity; zinc ion binding; protein binding
Source: RefSeq, a predicted model, not a curated record